GGCCUCCCGGCAUGUCCCUUGCAAGGCAGCCCGGUGGGCCGGCUUCCCGGGUUUGGGCGCCGCGCGCGGGGAAUGUAUAUUGUGCAAGCAUGCGGCCAAACGUGGCCCGCUCUGAAAAUGGCCCAGCCGGAAAAGUUGGCGGCCAAGCAAAAAAGAAGGCCCCCCGCGGGGCGGGCGCCGACCGGGAUGGCCACCUUCCGGGGCGAGGCCUGCCCUCCCCGCCUGCUGCGCUCCGAAAAACCUGCCGGCGGCUCUGGGGCCUACGCCGAACGAAAAGGGUCGCAACACCCGGGGGGGUCCUCAAUUGCCCCGGUGGCUACUCUGCACCGGCACCCUUGGCGCGCGGCGCACCGAAGGCGGCCCCGGCGCGGGGCGUGGCGGUGCUCCCCAGCGGGGGGCAUGUCGCGGACCCCCUUCCAACCCGUCCCGAGGGCGGGGUGGACGUUUUGCGCCGGCUCUAUGGUCGCCCACGAGAAUGGGGAGCGGGGCAAGUUUGGAAGUCGUAGAGCCCGAGCUUGUUCGGUGUGCCUCUCUUUCUCCAUUGCGCAGGCGGGUGCUCCUUGGGGAAUGACACUCAUCAACGGCGGCGGGUCCGAGGUUUCCCACCCCGUAACACUCGGCACUAUUAUCGAUCGGAGCGCGUACGUUCAGACACGCGGCGCAAUGCGUCAUCGAACUCAUUGGGAAAGUUCCGCAGAGGAAAUCUACGGAAAUACCGUGCCGCGCCCUGCGGCCGGCAGCGGCCGGGAGAAGGGCGGGAGUGCCGGGCCUUGGGCGACUCCCUCUCUGUGGAGUUCGGGUUCGCCCUGUUGCCGCCGACGCUAUGGGGCCCGCCGCCGCGCUCUUUGCCAAUGCCGCCGGCCGGACCAUACCGGCGGCCCCCCUAUCUUUGUGCGGUUUGGAAGCGCCGCCGGGCAGUUUCCUCGCUCGGCCCGCCUUUGUUGUGUUGCGCCCCUUCCUAGGGUGCCACCCAGGCAACGCCGGGCCGCGCGUCCGUCCGAGGGGUUAACGCGCCGGCCGCCAAUCUUCUUCCUUGCCGCCCGCCGGUCUUCCAACCCGCCGAGCGGCAACGUGCGGCCGUUGCAGUUCGCUGGCGCUUCUGGCCCGCCCAGCGGCGCCCUGCCUGUGUUUCGAUAUUUCGCCGGCAGAUCGCCCGCGGCGCGGCCGGCCACGGUAUGUGUGGCGUGGGCGUCUCAUCAUUGCCGGGCUCGCGUACCGCCUCCCAGGGUUUUCCUGCGUGCCAACCUCGUUAGAGGGCCCUCGCGCGCGGAAUUGCGUGCGCAAUUUUGCCCACAAGAAUAAAGAAAAUCGAAA
Molecule: messenger RNA, 1314 nt
Organism: Amoebophrya sp. A120
Lineage: Eukaryota; Dinophyceae; Syndiniales; Amoebophryaceae
Source: the annotation of a GenBank genome assembly